UCCGAGUCUGUUCUUCUGCCGCUGGGGCUGCUUCCUUCACUCGGGCGCCAUUUCGCACACCUUCGCACCACCACUUCCAUCAAACCUUGAUCGAAAUCCAUCAAACGCUCGUCGAAUUCGGACUCUAGUUGAGCUUCUAUACCUAUACCAACCAAUACCUGGUUACCCCAAGCCUCCUUUAGGGCUAACUCGCCCAUCAUGGCAAUCGCAGAGGAUGCCGCCACGGUGCUGGAGCAGUUCAUUCACGACGUCGCAAAUCUUCCUGCCGAGAUAACACAUCUCUACGAAGAAGUGCAGGCGAAAGACCAGCAGAUUCAAGAGAGCAGGAGCAUAAUUGCGAUGCGCGACAGCAGCCUGCAAAAGUUCAUCAAACUGAACGGCAGCCUUGUGCAGAACCCCAAAGAAGAGCCGUAUUCAAAGAUCAUCUUGCAGCACUAUGAGCGAGCGCAGAUUCUGCAGGAAGAGAAGAUUGGGCUGGUGGAAAAGGCGGCAGCUCUCAUGGACCGGCAGGUCAAGCGACUAGACAUUAAAUUGCGGGACCUGCAAAACGACGGAUCCAUUCCCACGGAUUUUCAGAUGCCCUCGCUGUUGCGGGACUCCCCUAACAACAGGGUGCCGCCAUCCUCGCUGACCAACACCGGGGCGAACACACCGCUCCAGACUGUGUCGGGCAACCAAGGACCUGGCGGCCCCAAUCUUGCUCAUGCUGCCAUCGCGCGGAUCACGAAUGUGGCGAACAUGAACGCAAGGAAUCACCCGAACCUACAAAACAUGACAGCACAGGCCCUGAUGAACCAGCAACGGCUCGCCAGCCAACAAAACGCGGCGCAGGCGAAUGCGCGACAAGAACGCGAGAUGUCAGCCAGCAGCGACAGCAAGCGUCGGCGCCCAAACCUCAACACGGGCCCGCUGCCUGGACCGCCGUCUUCGUUAGUCCGGCAAUCCUCGAUUGGCCCAGGAACGCCCAAGCCGUCGACGCCGGGAUCGCGUGCGGGCAGCGUGGGACCCAAGGCGCCGCAGAAGCACGCCCUUACGGUGAAGAAGGCGAAACCUCAGCAACCGCUGCGCAAGGCGGCCCUUACUGCGAAGUCGCGGGACAAGAAGCGUCGCAAGGGCGGAUCCAGGGCGUCGCCGUCGACGACGGCUGACGACGAGAGCGUGGCCAGUGAGGCAGGCACGGAGGACGAGGAGAUGUCUGGGGCCGGCGGCGGGGAGAACGAGGAGGAGGAGUCGGACGACACCAAGUACUGCUUCUGCCAGCGGGUCAGCUUCGGCGACAUGGUGGCAUGCGACAACGACAACUGCGAGUACCAGUGGUUCCACUGGGACUGCGUGGGCAUCAAGGAGGAGCCGGUGGGCGACUGGCUGUGUCCGGAGUGCAGGAAGCAGCCGGCGACCAAGAUCAAGCGGGCGCGCUAGGUCUUGACGUGUUGGAGUCAGCAGAUUGUAUGCACGGGAUUCUGGCUUGCGGGGAGUCGAGGGCGCAUAAUCGAUAGGGAAAU
Messenger RNA from Trematosphaeria pertusa, 1502 nucleotides. RefSeq lists its product as uncharacterized. Gene Ontology annotation, biological process: regulation of DNA-templated transcription. The record is from RefSeq and is a predicted model, not a curated record. The coding region runs from base 199 to 1419 and encodes 406 amino acids. Gene Ontology annotation, cellular component: Rpd3L complex; Rpd3L-Expanded complex; nucleus. NCBI's taxonomy places the organism in Eukaryota, Fungi, Ascomycota, Dothideomycetes, Pleosporales, Trematosphaeriaceae. The transcript has 3 exons.